AGCGGUGGCGCAAGCCGCGCGGAGCAGCGCAGCCUGGGUCCGCUCCUUGCUUCGCCACCGCCUCCCGACCCGGCCAGCAGAGCCGGCCCCCCGGCCCCCCCGGAACACCUCAAAGCGGACGAAGGAGUCCAUGUUGGGGAACUUGGCGGUGGAGUGAGGGGGACCUAGGGACCUGCGGUGGGGCCGUCGCGUCGCCAGAGCAAGCGCUUCGACCUCGGCCUGAGGAAACCCUUUUCCAAGGAGAAAUGAAGAAGAAAACUCUAUAUACUCUAAAUGUGGAAGAUCAGGAGUAUGAAGAUAUGGAAGGUGAAGAAAAUGGAGAUAAUGCUGCUACCACUGGUCUUUUGUAUAAUGAAGCUGACAGAUGUCCAAUAUGUCUUAAUUGCCUAUUAGAGAAGGAAGUUGGUUUUCCAGAAAGCUGUAAUCAUGUCUUCUGUAUGACCUGUAUUCUUAAAUGGGCAGAGACACUGGCUUCAUGUCCUAUUGACCGAAAACCUUUUCAGGCAGUGUUUAAAUUCAGUGCAUUGGAAGGUUGUGUUAAGGUUCAAGUAAAAAGACAAUUGAGAGAAACAAAAGACAAGAAACAUGAAAGCCCUUUUAAGGAACAGCUCUCCUGUCAUGAAAAUUCUAAAAGCUGUAUAAGAAAAAAAGUCAUCAUAAGAGAAGAUCUAUUAAGUGCAAAAUUUUAUGACUUGAAGAUGAUACAUGGAAACUCUCCAUACGGUGAAAUGGGAGGAAAGAAAAAUGCAGCAAUAAAGAUAAAUAAGCCUCAAAGAUCAAAUCAGUGUACAAGUCAGUGCUUCAGAAGUUUUUUCUCCAAUAUGUUUUCUUCUAGUAGUCACACUGGAGAGUCUUCUUUUACCUAUAGAGCUUACUGUACAGAAUUUAUAGAAGUCAAUGAAAUCAGUGCAUUGAUUAGGCAGAAGAGACAGGAACUGGAAUUGUCAUGGUUUCCUGAUACAUUACCUGGAAUUGGAAGAAUUGGUUUUAUGCCCUGGAAUAUUGAAACAGAAGUUCUUCCUCUAAUUUCUUCUGUGUUGCCGAGAACUAUUUUUCCAACAAGUACCAUAUCUUUAGAAAAUUUUGGUACUUCUUGCAAGGAAUAUGCAUUAGCACAUACCCAAGAAGGAGAAGAAAAGCAGCAAACUUCUGGUACAUCAAAUACUAGAGGAUCAAGACGAAAACCUGCAGCAACAACUCCUACAAGGAGAUCUACACGUAACACGAGAGCUGAAACAGUCAAUCAGUCCCAGAGAUCUCUGGUAUCAAAUAAUUCUGGGUGUGAUGCCCCAGGUAACAAUAAUCCAAAAGUGAGUGUUUCCUCUUCAGCUGAGUCACAAAAGCAAACAAAACAGCCUCCAAAACGGAAGUCUGUAAGAAGAGGAAGAAAACCACCUUUACUGAAAAAGAAACUUCGGAGCUCUGUCCCUCCCCCGGAAAAAUCAUCUUCCAGUGAUUCAGUAGAUGAAGAAACAGCGGAAUCUGACACACCACCUGUUUUAGAGAAAGAGCACCAAUCAGAUAUAGCAUGUAGUAACACUUGCACUGUGGAAACAGAUGUAGAAAACCAGUCUGCUAAUUACUCAAAAAGUGGCAAUCAGCAAAUAGAAGAAAGGGGGGAACAUACUGAGAGUCAUGAUAUAGAGGAAAGUGUAGAAUUUUCUUAUUUUGAGUCUUGUACUCAAGAUACUCCUGUGCUAGUCGGAGAGGAGGAGGAAAUUCAAAAACUUGAGAAUACAAGUAUAGAGGCUAAAGUUUUGUGUUUAGAAUGUGAUAUUUCUAGAAAUAUUUUUGAAAAAAUAGAUGAUCCAUUGGAAAAUCAAGACCAGAUACUUGGACCUUCAGAAUCAGAGGUAAAGGCAGAUAUAUGUACAGAUCAUCCUCCAAAUGAUUUUCUUACAUGUUCAGCAUCUGAAAUGGAAGUACACCAACCUGUUUCUAGUCCCACUGGUGAGUUACCUGAGAAUGCAGUGUCAGUGGUUAAUGAAGAAAAAAUGAUAGAGAGUCUCAGAGUAGAAAUUACUGAUCAUAAAGAUUCUACAGUAAAAACUGAAGAGCAUGUAGAGAGUCCCAAGUUAGAAUCUUCUAAGGGUGAAAUUAUACAAACAAUGGACAAAAUAUCUAUUGAGAGCUCAGAGAUUCAAUUGUUUGGGCAUGUUGAAACUGAAGAUGCAGAAAUAAUUGCAGCGUGUGAUACUUCAGAGAAUGAAAAUUUCAGUAGUAUUCAAGACUCUGAAAAUAAUUUAUUAAAAAAUAAUCUUCCUCAUACCACCAAGUUGGACAAAUCUUUAGAAGGAAAGACUGAAUCUCUGGAUCCCAGAUCUACAGAGUUGCCUAACACACACAUUGAACAGAUUCAGAAGCAUUUUAGUGAGGACAAUAAUGAAAUGAUACCUAUGGAAUGUGAUUCAUUUUGCAGUGACCAAAAUGAAUCUGAAAUUGAAGCAUCUGUAAGUGCAGAUUCUAAACAAUUGAAUGAAAAUUCUGUGGCACACAGUUCUGAAAAUAAUAUGCUGUCUUCUGAUUCUGCAAAUGAAAAGGUUGAAACUAUAUCUCAACCAUCUGAAAGCCCAAUAGAUAUAAUAGAUAAAGCCAAAAAGCCUCGUACUCGAAGAUCUAGAUUUCAUUCCCCAUCUACAACAUGGUCUCCCAACAAAGACACUGUGCAAGAAAAGAAGCGAUCUCAGUCUCCAUCUCCCAAAAGAGAAACUGGAAAAGAAAGCAGGAGGUCUCGAUCACCGUCUCCUAAGAAGGAAUCUGCCAGAGGACGGAGAAAAUCUCGUUCUCAGUCCCCAAAAAAAGAUAUUGCAAGGGAAAGGAGGCGAUCUCAGUCUCGGUCUCCAAAAAGAGAUAGUACUAGGGAUGGCAAAAGAUCUGAAUCACUGUCCCCAAGAAGAGAUACUUCUACAGAGAACAGAAGAUCUCAGUCAAGAUUGAAAGACUCCUCCCCAAGAGAAAAAUCCAGGUCCCGGAGCAGAGAAAGAGAAAGUGAUAGAGAUGGGCAGAGGAGAGAUAGAGAUAGGGAAAGGAGAACCAGAAGGUGGUCUAGGUCUAGAUCUCGUUCUAGGUCACCCUCAAGAUCUAGAACAAAAAGUAAGAGUUCAUCGUUUGGUAGAAAUGACAGAGAUAGUUACUCUCCCCGGUGGAAGGAAAGAUGGACAAGUGAUGGUUGGAGAUGUCCACGAGGAAAUGAUCGGUACAGAAAGAGUGACCCAGAGAAACAGAAUGAAAAUACAAGAAAACAAAAAAGUGACGUCAGUUCAGUUGCUGACGAUCCAAAUUCUUCUGACAAACAUAGAAAUGACUGUCCCAAUUGGGUAACAGAAAAAAUAAAUUCUGGGCCUGAUCCAAGGACCAGAAAUCCAGAAAAGGUAAAAGAUUCACACUGGGAAGAAAAUAAAAAUGAAAAUUCAGGGAAUUCUUGGAAUAAAAACUUUGGUUCGGGUUGGGUGUCUAACCGUGGUAGAGGUAAUCGUGGCAGAGGCACUUACAAAGGUAGUUUUGCCUAUACAGAUCAGAAUGAAAACAGGUGGCAAAACCGAAAACCCCUCUCAGGGAAUUCAAAUAGUUCAGGGAAUGAGUCUUUCAAAUUUGUGGAACAGCAACCAUAUAAGCGGAAAAGUGAGCAAGAGUUCUCAUUUGAUACACCAGCAGAUAGAUCUGGGUGGACAUCUGCAUCUAGUUGGGCUGUGAGAAAGACUCUGCCAGCAGAUGUGCAAAACUAUUAUUCACGACGAGGGAGGAAUUCUUCAGGUCCACAGUCUGGAUGGAUGAGACAAGAAGAGGAAACAACUGAACAGGAUUCUAACCUAAAAGACCAAACAAACCAACAAGUUGAUGGUUCUCAGCUACCUAUAAAUAUGAUGCAACCACAAAUGAAUGUAAUGCAGCAACAAAUGAAUACACAACACCAGCCUAUGAAUAUCUUCCCAUAUCCAGUGGGUGUUCAUGCUUCUUUGAUGAACAUCCAACGCAAUCCAUUUAACAUUCAUCCUCAGCUACCCUUGCAUCUCCACACAGGAGUGCCUCUUAUGCAGGUUGCUGCUCCUACCAGUGUAUCUCAGGGACUACCACCACCACCACCCCCUCCCCCGCCAUCCCAACAAGUCAACUACAUUGCUUCACAACCAGAUGGAAAGCAGUUGCAGGGUAUUCCUAGUGCUUCUCAUGUAAGUAGUAACAUGAGUACACCAGUCUUACCUGCUCCGACAGCAGCCCCGGGAAAUAUGGGAACAGUUCAGGGACCAAGUUCUGGUAAUACUUCAUCAUCAAGUCACAGCAAAGCCUCUAAUGCUGCUGUUAAAUUGGCAGAAAGCAAAGUAAGUGUUACAGUGGAAGCCAGCGCAGAUAGCUCGAAGACAGACAAGAAAUUGCAAAUUCAAGAAAAAGCAGCACAGGAGGUAAAAUUGGCCAUUAAGCCAUUUUACCAAAACAAAGAUAUCACCAAGGAAGAAUAUAAAGAGAUUGUACGGAAAGCAGUAGAUAAAGUUUGUCAUAGUAAGAGUGGAGAAGUAAAUUCUACUAAAGUGGCAAAUCUGGUUAAAGCCUAUGUAGACAAAUACAAAUAUUCACGGAAGGGGAGCCAAAAGAAAACUCUGGAAGAACCUGUGUCUACUGAAAAAAACAUAGGCUGAAAUGGGGAGCGCUAUAAAAGGACAUUAUCAAGAUAUCUGCAAAGUGCAAUUUCAACAUGUACCAUUAAACUGAAAAUCAUGCAUAACUGUGAUUGAAAUUUGGUUUUGAUAAAAUUAUUUUUUUUAAUGUAGGGUAUAAUGUUUUGUUCUAAAUAAAUAUAGUUCUGCACUGCAACUUCUAUAAUCUCUCCCCCUCCCCCAAUAAAGCAAAUUUAAGGGAAAGUAAAGGGUUUAAAAGAGUGUGCAUUUUUAGUAGGACUGUCUUAUAGUGUGGAUACUGGAACAUGCACAGCUUUUUGGUUGAAACAAUGGAGUGCAUAAAUUAGAAACUUCUAAGUGCACUGGUUUGGGAAGAUAUAUAUAUAAUACAUUUAUUCUGCCAGGCUAAAACAUAAAGUAUGCUCUUUAUGAUUUUUCCUUCUAAUUAUAGAAAGUUAAAUAAUGUAUGACCAUGAAAAAUAUUUCUAAUAUUAAAUAGAACAUACCAAUUGCAGGGUUCCUAAUGUGUAUUUUUAAAGCACAUAUCAAUAAAUUGCUUAGAUAGAAAACGUUAUCAUGAGGAAAAUUUAGAGUUCAAAACUUUGAGACACUCUUCACCUGUUGUAAUCUCCAAAUAAAGGUUGUGCUGCUUGUUUUUCUAUUGUGCUUUUUUUCCCCCCAGUUGAGACGAAGCAGUUUGAUUAACUGUACUUACAACUAUGGCAAUUCAAAGUCUUUGUUGAAUUUAGAAGACCAUUUUGGAAAAAGCGUUGACAUAGAAAUUAUGUUCUUUUAUAAUAUCUUCUACCUAUCAGAGAUGAUAAAUUAUUUGUGCCAACUGGAGAAUUGCUAAGUGGUAACCUUCCCUUCCUUGGGACUAAGGUAGCAUUGUACGACUCACUUCACUGGCUUAAGGCUGUUGCUCAUCUGUCUAAUCACUAAUGAAAUUCUUUUCAUACUUGAGUAAUCCCCAAAUGCUUUACAAUGCAUAAGGUGUUAAUUUGGUGACCAUGUGGUGGCCAUUAGCCGUGUUGCAAAAUUCUAGUCUGUGUUUUGGAAAGGGAGAGGAAAUAAUGAAGUCUUGGUUAGGCUUUUGGGGACUAGGGAUUUGGUUACUUUUUAAUGUACUAGAAUGUUAAUUUUUAUAAAAGGUAAGUUUAAAGUAUUUAUGGCGCUAUUAUUUUAAUUGAUGUCUUGAAAGAAAAAUGGGUUCUUUCCAUAAUAAACUGUCUUUCAUUCCAGUAACAAUCUUCAGUAGAUACCAAAUAACUAGAAAACUAUUCAGAUAAGAUGUUAAUAGAUCCAUGGUAGAUAUAUGCCUCAGUGAGACAAACCGGCCCACUUACUAGCUAAACUAUUUAGCGAAAGCAAUACUCUGUAGGAAUGUGCUUUCUAAAGUAAAGAUUGUUUCUAAAUUUUAUGUGCAUAAUACUUUCCUGGUGCUAGCUUUGAUAGGCAAAAUAUUUUGAAAUGUUGGCCCCCGUAAUGAUUUUGCUAGUAUAAGUUUUGUUAGGUUAUGAGUAUAAUCCUACAAAUAUUUCCAAGCAGUUUUUGAUCUUCAUUCUACAUUUCUGGGCAUUUGUAAUAUGGCAUUCUACUGACAUAUAUAUUUUUAAUUCAAGUUUGUGUUUAGAAUAUGUUGAAAAAAAAAGUUUGGAAGUAUAUUUCUUCUAAAGUAAUAUUAAGAGUGUAUUUCAAACAUCAAAGCAUACCUCCUCAGUCAUUUCAGUUUAGAUCUCUAGAAACAAUUGUGUGAACUUUCAAUCUAUUUUGAGUUAAGGCUGUAUGACACUUGGAAAAUUUUGUAGCAAAUUGCUAUGCCUAAGCUGAUUAAUCACACAGUGCAUACUUUUCCUGCAUUUCCUUUCAGUGACAUUUGGAAAUUGGGUGAUAUUUUAAAAUUUGCUUUAUACCAUUUAACUUUUGCAAACAAGUUUUAAAGUCAAGAAAAACUAGAUGGUGUGGUCAAAAGUUAAAGUCUCAUCUUUGGUAGAACUCCCAUAAAUUAUUUUCACUUUUCUUGAAAAUAACAAGUGUGUGGUCGCUAUCUGAUUAGGGCACUGGUUAGACUACAUUUAAAAUAGCUAAUGAAGAACGUUACUGGAUUAGAAUUGAAACUUUUUAAACUUUGAGAUAUUUAAGAAUGUAUUAGAAAAUGCAUGCUUUAUGUUAAAAAAAAUAUUGCUUUAACAUCCCCCAUUGGUUUUUUCAAAAAUUCACAUUAAUUUUUCAUGUGCACAAACUUAAUCAAAAACAUUUUGUGGGGUUACAGAUUUCUCUUGUUAUUUAUCAAGAUUCAGUAUUGAGUUGACCUUUGAAACCUUGGUCCCUUUAAUGUACUAGUCACAUUGACCAAUGUUUUAGGCCUAGAAUUUUGAGACUAACAGUCAUCGAUAAUUUUAACAUUCCAAAAGUUUUGUGUUUUUUUUUGCGGGGGUGGGGGGUUCUGGUAAUUACCACAUUUUCUCCAUUACCUUCCUUUAAAUGGCCAUAGUGUAUAUACUGUUUGAAUGUUCCAUCCAAAAGAUGCAGCUUCAGAAGCACAGUGGUUGCCCCAGGGUCCAUGAGACAUUGUUUGUAGUAUGAGGUUGGAGUGCUGUCUACUGAAAUAAUACUCUUAAACAAAUAUGUAGUGUGUAAUAUUUCCUAAUAAAUUCUUUUGAUAAACAAA
Molecule: messenger RNA, 7284 nt
Organism: Galeopterus variegatus (Sunda flying lemur)
Lineage: Eukaryota; Metazoa; Chordata; Mammalia; Dermoptera; Cynocephalidae
Gene: SCAF11
Product: SR-related CTD-associated factor 11
Exons: 15
Coding region: 246-4634 (1462 amino acids)
Biological process (GO): spliceosomal complex assembly
Molecular function (GO): RNA binding
Source: RefSeq, a predicted model, not a curated record